GGAGUCGCCACCCAUCCCACGACUUCACAAAUUGCUUAUCUGUCAGUGCCCGACUCGGUUCCGCGAGUAGGCACUCUCUUCAACCGCAGACGUCCAGCGACCGCCAGGGGCUUCGACUGUGCCCUACGCCGUCGCAGGAUUAGUUGCGGGCUAAUCUGUGCAUGACUACGCUCCAUGUCCACUUUACUCUCAGAAACCAGCAGGCCUUCCAGCGCCUGCUUGAUGCCUCCCGUGCUGCCGCCAGCGCGCAGACCAACCAAGGACCCGCCCUGAGCUCAAGUGGAGGUCGUUCAUGGAAUAAACCCAGUCCGUUAUCAGCUGCUGCUGGAAACCUAGCAAACGUGUGUGACGUCAACGCGCGAGAUUGGCUCGGACGCACCGUCCUCCAUCUCGCGGUGUCUUCGCUCGACCCGGCGGCAUUCGAGUUUGUCAAGCUUCUCCUCACUCAUCCCAAGAUCGAUGUCAAUAUCGCAGAUCGGGAAAGCCACUGGACACCGCUUCAUAGAGCGCUAUAUGCGGGAAACCUUCCAGCGUCCGUGCUUCUACUUCAGCGCGGCGAUAUUGACGUGUCACUUAAGGAUUACGAAGGAUAUACUGCAUUUGACGUUUACAAUUCGAGCGUUGAGGGUACAAAGCCGAGCAGCACAGAAGCCACUGAUCUGUACACUUGGGGGACGAACAGGAAUGCCGCACUUGGCGUCGUUGAUGGUGACGAUCGCACCUUUCCGGAGUUGGUUCCCAUUCCACCACAAAGAGAACAUGCUGAACCCCAGAAGCUCUCGAUAAAGGAGCGGUUUCAGCCAAUUCGGGCCGAACGUAUUGAUAUGGCUAAAUUGCAUACCGCAGUUGUCACUUCAGAAUUUCGUGCAAACCUCCGUAUAUGCGGUUUUGGAAGUGGUGGCCGACUUGGGUUCGGGAGUGCACAAUACAUCCAAUAUGCACUCGCACCUCUGAAAGAGCUGUCUUCUGAGGCACAGAUCGUUGAUGUUGCUCUUGGCCAGGAUCAUACUCUUGCGUUGACAAAGACUGGUGGGGUCCUCAGCUGGGGUCUAGCUCGCUUUUCCCAAUUGGGGUACGCUCUUGAUGCCAGUCAGACCAUGCAAACCGCUCCACGGCGCAUAGUCGGUCCGCUGAAGAAGGAACACGUCAUUGGCAUUGCUGCAUGUCGGACCGCCUCCGCCUGUUGGACGCACAACGAACUCUUUACUUGGGGAACCAACGGAGGUCAGCUUGGAUAUGAUCGCACCGGGACGCCCGUUCAGGUCCUCCCGAGGCGCGUAACUCAGAUUACACUUCCCGUUGUCGAUGUUGCACUAUCGGAUGGUGCGAUGGCAGUCCUGCUAGCAAAUCACGAUGCUCAUUGCUUCCAUAACGGACGCACCUUCAAGAUCAACUUUCCGACGCAGAGUUUUCCUUCGGAGAUCCAGGUGUAUAGGCCGCCAAUGAGUCAGAACAACGCUAGUAUUGCGAAGGUCGUCAGCUGUGACACUACUUUUGCUGCGCUGUCAUCAAACGGCGAAGUGUUUACCUUCAACCUCAAUCCUCCACCCUCUACUCCAGCUGCAGACACAGGACCAUCACCUGGAAAGAAUACAGGCGUGAAUGUGAGACGUAUUUGGGCGCUUCGGAAACAGUUCACCGCUGUUAAGGAUGUCGCAUUGGGGUCAGAUGGUACUAUCGUGUUAUGCACCGAGUCCGGACACGUCUAUACUCGUGGCCGCACGAAUAAAACAUCAAAGUUCACUCGUGUACCGUUUCUUCAAAGAGCAGUGGCUGUUGCUGCAAGUAGCGCCGGCGCCUUUGCUGUGCUGAAGGCAGAAUGUUCACCUACUCCGAUAUAUCUAAGAGGUAACUCGGUUGCCGAAGAUAUGGAUAGGGUUCAACCGUAUUUCUCGUCCUUCGGAGAACAUGAGAGGCAAGUGGGUUACAGCUCAGAUGUAGCAACUCCACCAUCAUCUGGAGGACAUACGGAACCUCCGCAAUCAGCAUCCGACGAUGCUAGUACGGAAGUCGACGACGACACGGAGGAAGCGCCUAUCAAGCGGGACAUCAAAGUGCUCAUGCGGUUGCUUGAGUUGAUCAAACGUGAUGCACUAGCACGAAGGGUAGAAGGGAAUGGAAUCUUCGAAGGUGCAAACCUGGGACAUGGUGCAGAUCUUUUCAUCAAGGUCGACUCUGGAUUCGAAUUUCCCGUUCAUCGCGUUAUCUUUUCUGCACGCUCGCGAGUCAUGAAAGGUGCACUUCUAGGUCAGGUUGUCAAGGAUUCUGAUGGGAGGACUCGAUUGCAACUAGCUAAAAGUCAAACUGGUUCUUCUCAACCGGUUCUACGGCUCUUAGGAACACAUCCUCUUUCUGCGCUGAUGCUCGCGGUUUAUCUUUAUACUGACGAUAUACCUGCUAUCUGGGACCGGCGAGUUUUCUUAGCGAUCAGUGACAAGUUUGUGGAAUGCAUGGGAAAGUUAACAGCGACUGAUAUUCGGAAUGAACUCCAGAAACUUGCAACGCUACUUCAUCUCCCUGCUCUUGCUGAUUCACUGAGCGCUCCUGUGAAGCGUCCACCAGCCGAACGGCUGGCCGCUGAUUUGAGAGCGUUACUCGAUAGUGCGCAAAACGAGGCAUCUUGGAAUUAUGAUUCUUCAGGAGCGCAUCCUGUCGCUCCGGAUACCAUCUUGGAGCUGGCGGAUGCACAUAUGUAUUGCCAUUCUAUGAUCUUACGGGCGCGAUCCCCGUUCUUCGCGGAUUUCUUCGAUGAUCCGGAUUGGACUAUAAAGCGUCGACGGCCGAACAAUGCGCUGGCGGUCAACUUGAGGCAUGUGGGUCGGCGCUCCAUGGACUUCGUAGUAGGGUACAUUUAUGCUGGUGGAAAUGAAGAGAUAUUUGACGUACUAGAUUUCGCAGACACGGCCGAUGAUGUAGUCGAGUUUAUGUUUGAAGUCAUAGAUAUCGCAGGCGAGCUUCUUUUGGAUCGUCUUAUUCUCAUUUGCUCGUCUGUCAUCCUUCAUUUCCUUAACAUUAACAAUGCAUGCUCGAUACUAUCGGAAGCUUCACAUUUCUUCGCGGAUCAACUGGUCAAGAGCAUACAAGGCUACCUCUCGCGUAACAUCGAGACCUUGUUAGAAAGCCGAAUGCUCGAUGAUCUUUCGGAACAGCUAAUUCGUCAACUCUCAUUGUUUGUUCGUGAUCUUCAAGCUGAGAAGUCACCCAUGUCGCGCACAGGAAAAGUGGUCGAGAAAGCUUUGGAAGCUUGGAAAGACUGGCUUGUGUUACAGGAUAUUCCGCAACCUAUUAUUCCUGGGCGGAGAACGACUCCGGGAGCAAUUCGCCAUUCACCUAAAUUGUCACCAUUAGCGACUGGUUCGACAACAAGACGGAUUCGAAGGCCAUCCGGGGAGCCGCUGUCCAGUUCGUACAGCCCACCCAUUGAACACCGACUUGGGACGACGCCUCUGUCUGCACCUAUUCGUGAUGCGCCCGCAGAAGUGUCCGACGACAUUUUUAUCAUGGAUGAUGUACGGGACGAGAUACCACCUAUUAGCCUACCUGCCGCGCAGGGGAGUCCGAACGUUGGUCCUGCGAGAGGUCCGCAGGCUCCUGCUUCGGGGACGUAUAGUCCGUGGAAAUCUCGUGUUGCCUCGAGUAAACCGGAUCUCAGAACCAUCAUGGCGGAGGCAGAGGGCCAAAAGACGGUGCCAGCUUCGACGACUCCGCCGGGACAACCCCGUAUCAUUGGUUUCGACGCACCGAGUGCAGGACCGUCCUCAUCGGCGCAUCGUACGCCUCAGAAAUCCGAUACAGCCCAAUCUUCGCAGCCAAGGGCGGGUCCAAGUUCUCCAUGGAGGAUACCCAAAGCCGAACCUGUUGCGGGUAGUGGGCCGUCAGCUAUGCCGGGUAGUCCAACGCUUGCCCGGAAACCACUAGAAUUGCAGACCAGCCCUGCACCUUCAGGUUUGACUCGCGAUCUCCGGGAACACCAGGUUUCGGGGGCCAGACCACCAGUGGCACAGACACCUUCCAAUGCUCCUCAAGUUGGACUUGCUAUGCUCGGUAAAGGCAAGGCUCCCUUAGGCCCGACUUUCACACCUACACGCCAGGCUUUGCCUGUCAGCGCGACCCCCAUGAUUCGGAAAGUUUCAGAGGGAACGGCUAAGGCUUGGGCGACCUUACCAGAACCCACUCCAGAGCCAAAGCAGGCGAAACCCGCGGGCACAACUUCAUCUACCUCACCUCCGUCCUUCCUAGCCAUCCAGCAGCAGCAGGAAGAUCAAAAAGGGGGCUCUUCUCGACCAAAGACGAGUCUACUUGAGAUACAACGUGAAGAGCAGGCACGGGCUGCAGAAGAACUGGCGAUACGUGAAGAGAUGGAGUUCAUGCAGUGGUGGGCUGCUGAGGAGGAACGCAUACGACGUGAGACCCAAGCUCAACCCGGUCCACCUGUUGCCGGGCCUGUUGGCUCUCGAAAGGGAGCCGGCAAUAGACCGAGGGGUGCAAAGAAGCUGGGUCAGAAACCUAAGGCUUCGAUGACUUUCAACGCCCCUAAAUCUGGCCAACCUGGUGGGGAAGGAAGGAGGGUAGAUAAGGUGGGAGAAGUCGUUGCAGGCGAGCAGAAGAUGGGUAACAAACCGAAGCGUGCGAGGCCCAAGGCGAAUUUGAAUCCGUAAUUCGAAUUCAAAUAUGCUGAACGCGGUACGGCCGGAUACAAUUGCUAAAUGAGUUUUGUGAGUCCUAGAACGGUCACUCCAUCCCCUUUCUUCGUAAGGGCGAUUUCGAAUCCUUGAUGUGGUUUUUGGGUGAAAUGGGCAGAGCUGUUGCUGAUCGUUGCAGACAGUCUCAUGCCACUUACUUAUCUUGUUACAUCCAUCUGUGUAACGAGCGGCAGAUCAUCACAACACCAUCGGACAUAUAUAUAGAUUAUAAUUUAUGUUGUAUAACUUUUGCAUGUAAUUUAUAUAGUGGUUUA
Messenger RNA from Fomitiporia mediterranea MF3/22, 4957 nucleotides. RefSeq lists its product as uncharacterized. Gene Ontology annotation, molecular function: protein binding. The transcript is spliced from 8 exons. The record is from RefSeq and is a predicted model, not a curated record. The coding region runs from base 162 to 4658 and encodes 1498 amino acids. Lineage: Eukaryota; Fungi; Basidiomycota; Agaricomycetes; Hymenochaetales; Hymenochaetaceae.